CACCCUUUCCACCCGCCUGCCCUCGCCGCCCGGCCGGUCUCUGGGGUCAGCGCCAGGUCCACAGGUCCGGCCCCUCGCUCCGCUCCCCGAAAGCAACCGUCGAGGAGUGUCCAGUGAUGGCAGACCAGUGCCUGGUACCACACUAUGAGGCUUGCCAGACCCUGGGUGAAGACAAGUGCCCAACAGUCCAAGUCUCAGAGCCAGAGCUCCAGGAGGAACGACUCAAGCUGAAGGAAGAGAGGCUCAAGCCAGAGGUGGAGUCACUAGAGGAGAGAGGCCCUCCCAGGCCUAUGGCCUCCAUUGUGAGGCCCAGUCCUGGUCCGAAGAGGAAGCCAGUCAACCUCCCAGGGCCUAGCCACCAAGUCCAUCCCAAAGCUGAAGCUGAGAUGCCACAGGGGCUGCCACCGCAGAGGGAGGAGCCAGAGGGUAGCCAGACUGAGCCCUCACCAUCUGCCAAACAGCACAAAAAAGCCAAGAAGCGCAAGAGUCUGGGAGCUCCAGUGCUCCCAGGUGUGGCCAGCACAGUGUCUGCACCUCCAGAGACCUUGGGGCUGGAGCGAAAGGCCCAGCGCCUGCGGCCCCUGUACCAGUACAUCAACUAUUGUAAUCCUGAGCUGAAUCAGGCAGGGGAGGGGGACAGGGAGGCUAAGGUGGACGUGGAGCCUGAGUUGGAGUUGGCCCUGGUCCCCGAGGAGGCAGGUGUGGAGCAACUGCAGGCUUUGCUGCCCGUGACAGUACAAGUGACUUUCCCGCCUCCACUGGAGUCUCCCCUUCUCCCAAGCCCAAACCAGAGUAGCAGCCUAGGCCUCAGGAGGAAGGGAAAAUUUGGCCCUUCUCCCUACUUGGGGCCUUGGACUUACUGAAAAUAAACAUUUUUCCUUUUCUCAGACUU
Messenger RNA from Herpailurus yagouaroundi (jaguarundi), 892 nucleotides. RefSeq names its product chromosome unknown C16orf86 homolog (gene CUNH16orf86). The transcript has 5 exons. The coding region runs from base 117 to 863 and encodes 248 amino acids. Lineage: Eukaryota; Metazoa; Chordata; Mammalia; Carnivora; Felidae. The record is from RefSeq and is a predicted model, not a curated record.